Molecule: messenger RNA, 1317 nt
Organism: Exophiala aquamarina CBS 119918
Lineage: Eukaryota; Fungi; Ascomycota; Eurotiomycetes; Chaetothyriales; Herpotrichiellaceae
Exons: 2
Coding region: 1-1317 (438 amino acids)
Biological process (GO): proteolysis
Molecular function (GO): zinc ion binding; metallocarboxypeptidase activity
Source: RefSeq, a predicted model, not a curated record
AUGAAGAUACUCACAUUGACAUGGUUAUUUAUCUCUCUCACGCACAGCCUCGCAGUCACAAACACAGCAUUCGUCGACUAUGAAGGCUACCAGGUUCUCCGCAUCAAGACCGGGAGACAUCUGAAGGCUGUGCAGGAGAAACUAUCAUCUCUCUCGUUCGAGCAGUGGAACCACGAUGUCGCUAGCCACAUCGAUAUCGUCUUGCCCCCUGAUCAGCUCUCCGCCUUUGAGGCCCUGGGUCUCGACUCGCACUGCAUGCACUCCAAUCUCGGCGAGUCGAUUCGAGCCGAAUCCGCUGUACCAACGACAUGGAAACGCGACAUCGGUGUCGGUGAUCUCUCAUGGUACGACAGCUACCAUGCCUACGACGAGCACGUGCAGUAUUUCAAGGACCUGCAUGCCGCAUUCCCGGACAACUCGGAGCUGAUCUCCAGCGGAACGAGCUACGAGGGUCGAGACAUCUUCGGCCUCCAUUUCUGGGGCCGCAACGGGCCUGGAAAGCCCGCGGUGCUCUGGCACGGCACGGUGCAUGCUAGAGAGUGGAUCACGGCGCCCGUCAUCGAGUUCCUCACGCUGAACCUCAUCCAGGGUUACAACGGAGGUGACAACGUCACGCAGUAUUUCGUCGACAACUAUGAUUUCUGGGUCAUUCCGUUUGUCAACCCCGAUGGCUUCAUCUAUACCCAAACGACGCAACGCUUAUGGCGCAAGAGCCGGCAACCGCCGCCUCCACCACCAGCCAAUCAAUCCUGUUUCGGGCGGGACAUCAACCGCAACUGGGCGUACGAGUGGGACAGCAACCCGCAGGGCGCCAGCACGAACCCGUGCUCGGAGGUGUACAAGGGCGAGGCGCCGAGCGACACGCCGGAGAACCGCGGGCUGACGAAGCUCGUGGACACGCUGCGCGACACGAGCGGCAUCAAGCUGUACAUCGACUGGCACAGCUACGGGCAGUAUAUCCUGGCGCCGUGGGGGUUCAACUGCACCCUGUACGCUGACGACCUGGGCCAGCAUAUCAACCUGGCGGCGCUAGUGUCGUACACGAUUCGAGAGGUGAACAAUGUGACUUUUACCUUUGGGCCUAGCUGUGGCACGCUGUACGCUACAACGGGGAGUAGUGUGGAUUACAUCUACGGCGCUGGCAAGGCGGAUUGGAGCUAUACGAUCGAGCUGCGCGAUACGGGCGACUUUGGCUUCGUGCUGCCCCCGGACCAGAUUCGUGCCACCGCGGAGGAGCAGUGGCAGGGCAUGCAAGUCAUGUUGAGUUUGUUGGAUGAGGUCUUCUUUGAUGGAGAGGGCCCAGCUGUCCAUGUCUAA